AUGAACGCCAUUUUAAUUAUGAACCCCCGUACGCUUCAAAGUUCUAGCGUUGACAGCGUGGUUGGUGGAGGAUCUAAUUUAUUCGUGGUUUUACUUUUCUUACUUGGACAUUUUUUACCAAAGAAAUUUUUUUUCACAACCUUCACAAAGAUGGAAGAACAAAUUAAAACAUGGAAAAGAUCACGUGUUAUGCACAGAGUAGUCGCUAAAAAAUGUCUUUCUGAAACACAUGCUAUUUUGCAGCAAAACGUAACGACAGAAACAUUUCAUAACUUAGAACAAGAACUUUUGACAAAUGAGAAAAUUCUUAACGAAAAGAUGAACAUUCUUAAGGAUCUGGAUGAGAAAAUUUUAUCGAAUAUUGAUGAAGAACAUGAAAUGGAAAACGCUAGUUUGGACUGUUACGAAUUUCAAAGAAGUGUAACGAAGGGUAUAAUUAAUAUUCAAUCUUGGUUGAAGCGAACUCAUUUGGAUAGUGUGUCUACUAUUUCGGCUGACGAAGCGCGUAGUUUUCAUUCUGCCACUUCUUUCUCUAAGUCCGCGAAGCUUCCUAAAUUAACCUUGCAAAAGUUUAGCGGCGACCCUUUAAGCUUCCAGUCAUUUUGGGACGGAUUUGAGAGCGCUAUACACUCAAACGAAAUGCUUGAUGAUAUUUCGAGAUUUAAUUACUUAAAAGGACUGCUUGAAGGAAGCGCUAGUUUGAGCCUUCAAGGAUUGGCGCUUACAACUGACAAUUACAAGGUGGCUGUACAAAUUCUAAAGGAAAGAUUUGGCGAUACUCAAACUAUUAUCAGUGCUCACAUGGAUGCGCUCCUCAAUAUCGCACCUGCUAAAAGUUGUGAUACGACAGAAUUGCGCACAAUUUUUGAUUUGAUAGAAGUGCAUACCCGUAAUCUUCAGUCUCUUGACGUUGAAUCCAAGGCGUAUUGUCCAGUCUUAAUUUCUAUUGUAAUGAAUAAACUACCAGGUGAUUUUAAACUUGAUAUUACUCGUAAAAUGCAGCAGGGAACAUGGAAAAUAGGCGACUUAAUGAACUGCUUUAAAGAGGAACUCAUGGCGCGCGAGCGCUGUUGUGCGAUGGACCCUAACACAGGUUUUGCUUCCACAUCCCCUUCUUUGACUCUUUUUUCUCAGCAAUAUAACGCUGAAAGAAACCCUCGGAAACAGCAGCAUGGACGAGUCAACUCUAUCUCCUGUUCUUAUUGUAAGGGUUCCCAUAAUUCUAACAGGUGUACCGUAGUUACAGACGUCACAGCAAGGAAGCAAAUCAUUCGUGCUAAAAACAGAUGUUUUAAUUGUUUAAAGUCCGGACAUCUCGUUAGAAAUUGCAACUCUAAAAACACGUGCUUUAAGUGCAAGGGAAGACAUCAUAUCUCCCUUUGUGACCCUAAGGGUGGAGGCGAGCGAAACAAAAAUAACAACGAUGGACAGGUUCCGCAUUCUCAGGAUGAUGAACAAAAUCCAUUAUCAAAUGUGAACGUCGUUGGUUGCCAUGACAGUACGCUGCUGCAAACAGCAAAUGCGCACUUGUUAAAUACUGACGAAAAUUCCGUUGUUUUUUCUGGUUGUGUGCUCUUUGAUAACUGUUCGCAAAAAUCAUUCAUCACAAGUAACGCAAAACAACGAUUAAAAUUAAAAAUCAUCCGCAGCGAGAUUUUAAACGUAAAAGUGUUUGGCGACAACUCUGAAAAACCUCGAAAAUUAGACGUUGUAAAGGUUAAAAUUAAAAACGCCCAUUCUAACGAUUAUUCCGUAAUCGAAGCGUAUGUUAUGGACAUGAUAUGCUCACCUCUAUCUAACCAAAGAGUCGAUUUAGCGCAAACCCUUCUCCCAAACAUUUGUCUUGCUGACAACAACGCCUCUGACAAUAAACAGAUCGACGUUCUUAUAGGUGCAAAUUAUUAUUGGAACUUUGUAACAGGACAAAUUAUAAAAACCGAGAACGCUCUUACCGCUGUUCAAACUAUCCUUGGUUGGACUCUUAACGGAAAUGUGCGGGCAUCUUCUUCGACUGUUAACGUUGCACACGUUUUACUUUUGCAUGGCGGGCACGAACUGUCAACUGAUAAUCUAAAGAAAUUUUGGCAAAUCGAGGACAUAAAUGAAGUAGAUACUACGUUUAACAUAGGUAAAUUCAGCGAGAAAAUUGAUUUCGAUGGAGAAAGAUAUUCCGUCCCAUUACCAUGGAAACAAGAUCAUGAACAGAUACCGGACAAUUUCCAAAACAGCCGAAAUCGGUUAACAUCAGUCUUCCGCCGACUUAAGGCUAAGCCCGAGCUUCUGCAACAAUACGACGACAUCAUUAAACAGCAAAAACGUGACGGUAUCAUCGAGCAGGUGACAGAGCCGCCACCUCCGCCAGGUAAAGUCCAUUACUUGCCCCAUCAUUACGUCUUAAAGGAAGAUAAGUCCACAACCAAGGUGCGCAUUGUUUACGAUGCUUCUUCAAAUUCUCCGUCACUCAACGAUUGCUUGGAAAAGGGUCCUUCUCUUCUUCCUCUACUUAUGGACAUCCUUAUCCGUUUUAGGACCUACAAGGUUGCGGUAGCAAGCGACAUUAAACAAGCAUUUUUAAAUGUGGCGAUCAACACACCUGAUCGUGACUUCUUACGCUUCCUAUGGUUUGACGAUAUAACAAAAGAAAAUCCUCAACUCAUGAUAUACCGAUACACUCGUGUAAUCUUUGGAAUGAACGCUUCACAGUUCCUUUUAGCUGCAUCAAUUAUAAAGCACUUGGAGAAAUACCAAAGUGCCGACACUGACUUUGUGCUAGCUUUCUUAGAAAACCUUUAUGUCGACGACAGCAUUGGCGGAGGAGAUACCAGCGAUCAGGUGUUCACAUUUUACCAAAAAGCAAAAGCACGGCUUAAGGAAGCUGGUUUAAUCUUACGAAAAUGGCUUUCUAACAGUCCAACUCUCCAAUCGCAAAUCUCCAAAUUCGAAAUUGAGGAUCCAGCUCCUCCCGAUGAAAAAAUCUUGGGCAUCACAUGGGAUACGGCCAAUGACGAAAUGGAAAUGGACCUGUCAAGACAAAAACAGUUAGCUCAAUCCGACGUCCUUCUAACUAAACGCAACAUCCUAAAAAUCAUCGCAUCGAUUUACGACCCAGUCGGUUUGGUUUCGCCCCUCGCUGUACCGGUUAAGGUAUUCUUCCAGAAGUUAUGCACAACCGUAAACGAUUGGGACACUGAGGUUAGUGAGGAAUUAAAGGACGAAUGGAAUUCGUUAAUACAGUUAUUUUCAAUCUCGUCGAAAUAUCGAUUGCCACGUUAUUACUUCGCUAACUAUCCUUUAAGUGAUUUGAAAGACAUCACCCUGCAUGGCUUUUGUGAUGCAAGUAAAAGAUCAUACGCUGCUGUUGUCUACAUUAUUGGAACGUUAGAGGCAUUGUGUGUAGUAAAACAAAAUCAGUCGUUAGGUAGCGCCGUUCCAGUAGCUUUGAAAUUUUGUUGGAGCGACUCAAUUGAUGCCCUAUGUUGGGUUAGAAAUAAUAAUUCUAGUAAGCAAUUUGUUAAGAACAGAGUGACAAAAAUUAGGGAUUUAACGCCUCCAGCUAUGUGGAGAUUUUGUCCCGGAAAGUUGAAUCCUGCUGAUUUACCAUCUCGUGGUGUGAACAAGGCGAAUAAAAACAAUUGGUUUCAAACAUGGACUGUCGGACCUAGUUUUAUAUAUGAAGAUCAACUACAAUGGCCGGAAGAACCAAAUAAUAAUAAAAUAAAAAUUACAAGUAGCAUAUUAAAUUCAAGAACUCUACCUAUCGAGGAGCUGGUCAACUCCACAUCUGUAAACCUACUACGAAUAUUUGACGUCGAACGAUUCAGCUCAAUGCACAAACUUUUGCGCGUUACAGCUUACGUGAUUAAAUUUAUUGAUUGUCUAAAAUCUCGAAUUAAUGGUAACGUAUCGAAACAAACCUUGUUGUCAACUGAAGAUCUUGAACAUGCAGAACUUUUGUGGGUUAAAACAUGUCAAAAGGACUUAACAAGCCGUUUAAAUCAGUUAAAUAAUACUCUUGGGCUUUUUAUUGACAAAGAUGACAUCAUCCGCUGCAAAGGACGACUCCUGCAUGCCAACUUGCCUAACGACCCUAAAUAUCCCAUCUUGUUGCCUGGUGACUCGUACCUAUCAACGUUAAUUAUACGAAGAGUCCACCAACAAACCUUUCAUGCAGGUGUGAAACACACGCUUUGUCGCAUUCGAGAAAAAUAUUGGAUUCUGCAAUGUCGAAAAUAUGUACAUGCUAUUGUAAACAAAUUUGUUUACUGUAAAAGGUUGUUUGGGAAGGCUUACAAGUCUACAGAAUCUGCCAACUUACCCCCCUUUCGUGUUUCUACAAGCUAUCCAUUUCAAUCUACAGGAGUGGAUUACUGGGGACCACUCAUGGUCAAACCUAUAUUUAACGAAGAUCAAAGUGCAAUGUUUCCGGUACAUGUUGCACUAUUUACCUGCGCUGUUACUAGUGCAGUCCAUCUGGAUGUAGUACCUGAUCAGUCAGCCUCGUCGUUUAUACGAACUUUAAAAAGAUUUAUAGCCAGAUGCGGCAUACCUACGUUAAUGAUUUCCGACAACGCAACGUGCUUUAAAAACGAAGAACUUAGGUUAAGUGAAGAGUUAUCUAAAUUAAACGUAAAAUGGAAAUAUAUAGUUGAAGCAGCCCCAUGGUGGGGCGGAUUUUGGGAACGUUUGGUUCAAUCUGUUAAAAGGUCAUUAACAAAGGCCUUGUUUCGAAGUAGUAUAUCUUAUGAAGAACUUCAAACGGUGCUAUGCGAAGUUGAAAGCUUUCUUAACUGUAGACCUUUAACAUACGUCUAUAACGAUGACAUCGAAGAGGUGCUCACUCCAUCACAUAUAAUGCAUGGUCGCAACAUAUGUAGGCCUUGUGUUCAGUCUGGAGAUGCGGACGAACUUGAUAGCAAGGCAAAACUUUCAAAACGAAUGAUGUACAUAAUGACCUUAAAGGAGCAUUUUUGGAAUCGAUUCAGUAACGAAUACAUAACCAAUCUGAGAGAGCUUCACGCACAAGGACCAAGUCACAGUCGUUCUGUUGAGCUUGGAGAAAUAGUCAUUAUUCAUUCUGAUAAGAAGUGCAUCAAUUGGCGUAUGGGAAAGGUGACGUACCUUAUUACGAGCAGGGACAAUAACAUGCGUGCAGCUAUAGUUAAAGUGUUUACGCCGUAUACCAAAGUCAUUAACUAUAUGAAGCGACCAAUUGAAAAAUUGUAUCCCUUAGAGGUAAAGAGCGUUGAAUCUGUGAGUUACGAGGAGAAACAAGAAAGUAUGAAAAUUAUGGACAGUGAUAUGACAGUUAUAGCCGAUGACACUGCAACAGAACGCCCCAGAAGGAUUGCAGCAGACAAUUGCAUUCUUAUACGACGCAUUCUGUACUUGUUGAACACUUUUGUUCAAGGGGGGAGUGCGUCAGAUCUCUCUGGUGGAGAGCCUCCCUCACUUUGGAUAUAUUUGUGUGUAGUUUAUGACUAUUCUGCUAGCUGUUUAUUUAUAUCUGGCUUAAAAGUGAAAAAUUCUGUAAGUCAUGUAGAAGUUUGA
Hydractinia symbiolongicarpus is the source of this 5547-nucleotide messenger RNA. RefSeq lists its product as uncharacterized. Gene Ontology annotation, molecular function: zinc ion binding; nucleic acid binding. Gene Ontology annotation, biological process: DNA integration. Bases 1 to 5547 code for a protein of 1848 amino acids. The transcript is spliced from 7 exons. The record is from RefSeq and is a predicted model, not a curated record. Lineage: Eukaryota; Metazoa; Cnidaria; Hydrozoa; Anthoathecata; Hydractiniidae.